Messenger RNA from Ornithorhynchus anatinus (platypus), 1431 nucleotides. It is a transcript of the gene HAUS4, whose product is annotated as HAUS augmin like complex subunit 4. The coding region runs from base 138 to 1235 and encodes 365 amino acids. Gene Ontology annotation, cellular component: HAUS complex. Lineage: Eukaryota; Metazoa; Chordata; Mammalia; Monotremata; Ornithorhynchidae. The record is from RefSeq and is a predicted model, not a curated record. Gene Ontology annotation, biological process: spindle assembly; centrosome cycle. Gene Ontology annotation, molecular function: microtubule minus-end binding. The transcript has 10 exons.
GGGCGGGGCCGGCUCGGCCGGAGCGCCUUCCUGGGCGGCCAAAACAACGGGCCGCCGGCCCCCGCUCCAGCCUCAACGUCCCGCACCGAUCGCCGCCUCCACGCCGGCCCCAGCGGGCAGCCAGGGGACGGGCGGCGAUGGCAUCCGGAGAUUUCUGCUCCCCUGUUGAGGGGCUGGAGCUGCUCCAGAAGGUAUGCGGGCACCAGCUGCCGCCCUGCCAGAUUGGAGAGGAGGACCUCCUGCACAACCCUCACUUCGCCAAGCUGCUGCUGAGCCUCGCGCAGCGCCUGGACGGGACCGGCCUGAGCAACGCCCUGGCUGAGGAGCAAGCCCAGGCCUGGAAGGAUGUCCGGCUCCAGAAGACCAUGUGGCUGAGGUCGGAGGUCCUGCAUAGAGUCAUUCAGGAGAUGCUGGUGGAUUAUUAUGUCAGAGCGAGGGACGCCAAUCUGACGCCGGAAGACAGGAAGUUCCACGAGACUCUGGAACAACGCCUCCUCGUGACUGAACUGACCCACCUGCUGGACCCCCCGCUCUGCCCGGAGAAGGAGACCCCGCCGCCGCUGGGACUGGAGAAGGCCGAUCUGCUGGACCUGAUGCCCCCUGCAGAGGACUCUCGUUUGCUGCAGGAGCGGCUCCUGCCGGCGGUUGAAGAGGGGCUCAAGAAGAAGUGCUUCUCUCUGCUCUGCUACCAUGACCCCAACUCAGACUCCGACACGGACACCCUGAAGGCAGCAAAGGUCUGGAAGCUGGCGGAGACCCUCACCGGGGAGAAGCAACAGAGGCAGGAUGCCAGAAGCCAGCAGAAGGAGCAGAUAGUUCUACUAGAGAAGCAGAGGGCCACUUAUUCCCAGGCUCUACUCCGCUGCCUGGCCCUGCUCCAGAAGCUCUUGCAGGAGCACCGGCUGGAGACGCAGGCCGAGCUGGAUCGGAAGCACACGCAGUACUUGGAGGUCAAGUGUAAAGCCAUGAUCCUGAAGCUGCGGAUGGAGGAGCUCCAGGUCCUUUCGGACACUUACCCGGCCGAGAAGGUGGAGGUUCACCGCAUCAUCAGGGACAGCCUGGAGGAGGCGACGCGCACGCAGGAGCAGGACCUGGAGAACUCGCGGCGGCUGCUGGGCGCCUACGAGGUGCUGGGCGCUGAGUUCGACGGGCUGGUGCAGGAGUACGCCCAGCUGAGGCAGGAGAUCGACAACAAGCGCUGGGCCAUCCGCGAGUUCGACAAGUCCUGCCACUGAGCCGGCGGCCCCGGGAGGGGGGCUUCUCUGAGGGCCCCCCGCCCGGGAGGCGGCAAAGAGCAGGACCCACGCGGAUUUUGCUCCCCUCACUUCCCCGGGGGAGUUGGAGGCCGGUGCCUCUCUCCUCCCUGUCCCUCUCAUCCCUGCCCCUCCCUGCUGCCAGACUUUGUCUCAAAUAAAGUGGGGGUGACCUUCA